AUGGCUGUUUCCAACACACAGAGAGAUGCGAUUGACUCUAUUGUUCAAUAUCUCGAUAGAAUCAACCUGAGGCAAUCCGCAAGAAUGCUGGAGCGUGAAUCUGGUUUAUUCUUCAAUCUGGCUUAUUUUGAAGACUGUUUUGUUCGUGGAGCCUUUGAAGCCGCUGAGGACUACAUGAUGGGAUUCACCGGAGUCCAUGACAACAUAUUUUCAAUAAAUGUUGUUUUUGAGCUCCGGUGGCACAAGUUCCUGGCCACCCUAAGCGAAAAUCAUCGUGAGGAGGCGCGAGUCAUCAUCCGCGAAAAACUUCAACCAUUGGGGAUCUACAACCAAGAGUUGGUUGGCUUCGCUACUUAUCUAGUGAAUAUGCAUAACUUCAGGAUGCAUGAAGCUUUUUUUUACUACGGGGAUCCAGAGUACCACAGGAGGGAGAGGGUGGAGUUCAUUAGGGUGAACUUGGAGUCCAAUCCUCUAUUGUUUGGGAAAAUUCGGUAUCCCAUUCUCAACGUGAAUAAUGCAGUCAUCGUACCACCUCAAGUUCCAACAGCUCUAGCAGUUCCUGCCGCUUCACUAAUUCCAAUUCCAGCACCUCGAGCAGCUCCCGGGCCAUUAGCAUUACCGGGACCGAGGAAUUUUAGUGUUACUCCGAGCUGGUUUCCUAGAACUCGGAGGACCUAA
Molecule: messenger RNA, 678 nt
Organism: Rosa rugosa (rugosa rose)
Lineage: Eukaryota; Viridiplantae; Streptophyta; Magnoliopsida; Rosales; Rosaceae
Product: topless-related protein 2-like
Exons: 4
Coding region: 1-678 (225 amino acids)
Biological process (GO): regulation of DNA-templated transcription
Molecular function (GO): protein binding
Source: RefSeq, a predicted model, not a curated record